Messenger RNA from Entamoeba histolytica HM-1:IMSS, 786 nucleotides. Its product is annotated as haloacid dehalogenase-like hydrolase, putative. The transcript has a single exon. The record is from RefSeq and is a predicted model, not a curated record. Gene Ontology annotation, molecular function: phosphatase activity; magnesium ion binding. Gene Ontology annotation, cellular component: cytosol. Lineage: Eukaryota; Evosea; Mastigamoebida; Endamoebidae. Bases 1 to 786 code for a protein of 261 amino acids.
AUGUCAUUUACUUUCAUUUUAGACGUUGAUGGAACAUUGGCUUCUUCAAAGAGAAAUGCUGUGAGUGAAAUUGAUAAAAAAGUUAUUUUAGAAGAAAAAGAAAAAGGAAAUAGAAUUAUUAUUGCAACAGGAAGAUCAAUUCAUGAAACAAAACAUAUUUUAGAAGCAAUUCAAUUUAAUGAUAUUUUAAUAAGCUCUAAUGGAGCUCUUUCGCUUCAGGAUAAUAAGAUAUUAAAUUAUAUGCCAAUGAAUGCAUCACAAGCAAAAAUAAUUAUUCAAAUUUGUAAAGAACAAAACUUAAAUGCAUGUGUUGUUAGUUGUAUAAAAACAAACGAUAUGUUUAAAGAAUUAUUUUCAGAAAUUAAAGAGUAUCAACCAACAGAAGGAGAAGAAUUUUUAGAUAUUGUAUUAUAUGCUAAAAAUUCACAAGAAAAAGAACAAUGGAUAGAAUUACUUCAAAAAAAUGUUGGUAAUGAAUUAAUUGUUAAAAAUUCAGGAGAUGUUAUUAUUGAAGUUUUUAAUAAAGAUUUAAAUAAAGGAAUGACAUUACAAAGAUUAUAUGAAAUGAAUUUGCUUGGAGAAGGUAAAAGAAUUGUUUAUGUAGGAGAUUCAGAUAAUGACAUUCAAGCACUCCAAUUUGUUAGAAAGAUUGGUGGAAUUGCAGUUGCAAUGGGUAAUGCUUUUGAGAGAGUUAAAAAAGAAGCAACUUAUGUUACUACAGAUGUAGAUAAUAAUGGAGUUGCAAAUGCCAUUCAUUGGGUUUAUUCUUCAAAAAAAAUAAAUUGA